GAAAGCUCCAAGGGAAUGGAGGGAAGCUUUGGCGGCGUUCCCGAAUGAAAUUGAAAGGCACGUGAACCAAGAACUGACCCUCCAGUCUCGAGCAUCGUCUCGUCUCCUCAAGCAGCCAGGUGUUCCUAUGGCGUAAUUUCAACAAGAUUCGCCUCCCAUGUCCGGCGCUGACAAACAAAAACAAAAACCCAUCUCGCUCGCACCUCGAUUCCCAAGAGAAUCGAAUCCCCACUCUCCAAAUACAUGGAUUCCCGGGAAUUGGCAGCUUUAAUCUCUUCUUUGAUCUCCCAACUCCUCCUCCACCUCUUCCUCCUCUUCCCUUCCUCCAAUCCACAUUCCCUUUUGUCCAAUUUCGAUUCCGAUUCCGAUUUCUACGCAAAUGCUUUCCCUCUCCUCACCCACUUCCUCUUUUCGCAGGAAAUUGCUUCCUCCCUUUCAUUUCUCUCGGUUUCGCGUAAGAGGAAGAGAACCCAUUUGCCGGAGCAGCUCGAAUUGGAGCCAUCUGGUGGCGGCGGCGGCGGCGGCCGUGGACGAGUCCAUUUGUUGUGGACUCGAAGGCCCGACUCGUUCAGAAAUCACUUCAGAAUGACCUCCUCAACUUUCGAAUGGCUCUCCGGUUUGCUCGAGCCCCUUCUGGAGUGCCGCGACCCGGUUGGUUCGCCCCUCAAUCUCUCCGCCGAGAUUCGACUCGGCGUCGGCCUCUCUCGGCUGGCCACCGGCUGCGAUUUCUCGACAAUCUCCGAACAAUUCGGCGUCUCGGAAUCGGUAGCUCGGUUCUGUGCUAAGCAGUUAUGUCGGGUUCUCUGUACCAAUUUUCGCUUCUGGGUCGAAUUCCCCUGCCCCAAUGAGCUCGAAUCUACAUCCUCAGCGUUCGAAGCCCUCGCGGGGCUCCCGAAUUGCUGCGGCGUGGUUGCUUGUACAAGUAUUGUUGCAGGAUUUCGUGGCGAUAAGGACGACUCGACGGUGCUUAUGUCCUCGACGCUGUUCAAAGACAUUGAAGAAGGAAGGCUUCUGGAUUCUCCUCCGGUUUACCUUCAUGGGAUGGCUGUGAAUCAGUACUUUUUUGGACAUGGCGAAUACCCUCUGCUACCAUGGUUAAUGGUGCCUUUUUCAGGAGCUGUUUCAGGGUCAACUGAAGAGAGUUUCAACAAAGCCCACCGAUUGAUGUGCAUUCCAGCUCUAAAAGCGAUCGUUAGCCUGAGAAAUUGGGGAGUUCUGAGCCAACCAAUGCGUGAGGAGUUCAAAACUGCAGUUGCUUAUAUUGGGGCUUGUUCAAUUCUUCAUAAUGCUUUGUUGAUGAGGGAGGAUUUUUCUGCCAUGGCUGAUGAAUGGGAGGGCUUAGCUUCACUUGAUCAUGGCUCUCAGUAUAUUGGGGAGGGAUUGAAUGAGGAUUCAACUGAUGAGAAGGCUUCUGUUAUUCAGAGGGCACUGGCUCUGAGAGCUAGAGAGCUUCAUAGUUGAAAUUUCAUCACAAGAAUCCAGUUGGUUUGGUGAAAUAAGUACAGCCCAUUUGAAGAGAUUUCAUCUCUUUGGAUAUUUAUUGAAGGCAGCUCAUCCAGCUCCAUUCAACAAUUACUAUUGUAGGUAAUUGAUGAUUCUUUUACAAAUCAAUAUAGCAACACAUUCUCUCCA
Molecule: messenger RNA, 1632 nt
Organism: Momordica charantia (bitter melon)
Lineage: Eukaryota; Viridiplantae; Streptophyta; Magnoliopsida; Cucurbitales; Cucurbitaceae
Source: RefSeq, a predicted model, not a curated record